This is a messenger RNA of Nymphalis io (European peacock), 4221 nucleotides long. RefSeq names its product protein prune homolog 2. Gene Ontology annotation, cellular component: cytoplasm. The coding region runs from base 155 to 1945 and encodes 596 amino acids. NCBI's taxonomy places the organism in Eukaryota, Metazoa, Arthropoda, Insecta, Lepidoptera, Nymphalidae. The record is from RefSeq and is a predicted model, not a curated record. The transcript has 10 exons.
GCGAUUCACUAUGAAUUAUUGCUCUUACAAUUUAGGAAAAACAAAAAAUAUAAUUAUAUGUAAUUUUAUAGAUUUAUUUAACAUUUUUCGUGCUACAAAUACCUGUGUUCAGUGCUUUAAUAAAUAAGUUAUUAAGUUUAAUAAGAAGAUACAAAUGAAUAGUCUCCAAUCGUCAAGGCUGAGCGAGGACGACCUCUACAGCUCCCCGUCAUCAGAUGAAAAGAUGGAUACAGCAUCCGAAUCAUUACGAUCGACUCAGGACACUCCCAAUUCGGUCCUAUCAGAUUCAGAGGAACGGGAAACUGAAGUCCUGAGGCUCCAAAAUCCGAACGUCCUAAGAUUGUUGGAACCAGAAAAAUUAGACAAUAAAAUACCAUUAAAACCUGAACUCAAUGAUAGCCUCGUCACGCGAAUGUCGAAUUUAAGGAUCGAGUCUCCGGUCCGGCCCAAGAACCUAGGUAUAAGUCCGCCCAGGCUCAGCUCGACCCUCACGUUGACGACCAGUCAUCCGUUGAUGACGUUGAGUAGUCCGGACGAAAAUUUUCCGGAUGUCGUCCCGAAGAAGGUGCCUAAAAUUGAUGAGGAUAAAGAUCUGAGUCUAUCCAGUAUAGAAGACGAAAGGGGUCCAACAAAUGGCUACGAACUAUACACACCUUUGAGAAAUACGUCGAAAAAUAACCUGUACUUCUCCGAUAACUUUGUCACAGCUGACAGUCACCUGCUGAGCGAAUCCCUGAACGUGCCGCCAGAUGUCGCCAGGGUCGAACAGAAGGAGAGGCGGAAGAUCAUACCGAGGUUCACGGAAAUUCCGACGACGGAUAGUUCGACGCCUUACAAGGACACGAAUCGCUUGUCCGAUGGUGAUAGAGACUGUGCCAUAAAAUACAACGAGGAUAUGAAUAAGCUAUCUAGUCGCAGCAAGCCCAGGGCUUUGGGGGUGGACGUUUCGAAAUCACAGGAAUUUCAUUCGGUCGCAGAAUGGUGCGAGUCCCCAGCUCACAUCCGCUCGAGACCGAACUUCGAUCUUCCGAUAGAGAUGUCAAGCAAUAUCGGAAUACAGAAUGAUCUAGAUUCACCAGACGUGAUAUCGUCGUCGACGCAAGAGGACCGGUCCGCGUACCAAGCGCUGCUCGACCCGUACACGGGCUCAGUGGCGUUACGUCACACCGUGCCCAAGUGUAACCCGCCGAGGAGGAAAGUGCAGCUGCCGCCGGAAGACGAAGACGAUAGAUGCAGCCUGGACAGCAUCAGCGGUUGUUCCAUGGAUUCAGAAGACGAGCCCCCUCCCCCGCCCGCUCAGCAACCCGACUCCAGUGAGGAGGACAACACUAAGAGAUCAAAGUCAACGAACACGGUGAGCGAGUGCAGCGAUCCGAUACCGGAGUACUCCGCGGCCGAGGAGUUCCGGGACGAGCGCUCGUGGCUCACCGUGCAGCACGGCGGGGGGAAGGCUAUCUGUGAUAUGAAGGUGAUCGAGCCGUUCAAGCGCGUGGUGUCGCACGGCGGGUACGAGGGGGGGGGCGCCGCGCUCAUCGUGUUCAGCGCGUGCCACCUGCCCGACACGGCGCGCCCCGACUACCGCUACGUCAUGGACAACCUGUUCCUGUACGUGAUGUGGAGCCUGGAGCGGCUGGUGACGGACGAGUACGUGCUGGUGUACCUGCACGGCAGCGCCGGCCGGCGACGGAUGCCGACCUUCGCGUGGCUCCACGAGUGCUACAAACUACUGGAUAGGAGGUUAAGAAAGAGUCUGAAACACUUGUACCUGGUGCACCCCACGUUUUGGCUGAAGUCGUUCGUGAUCGUCACCAAGCCCUUCGUGAGCUCAAAGUUCUUCCGUAAGUUGACGUACGUGAAAAGUCUCGAGGAGCUACUAGAGAAGGUGCCGGUCGAGCCGAACGCUAUCCCGGAAAUCGUGAAACAAUUCGAUGCGAAUAGACGAUAGGGUAUGAAGAAAUAUUUGAAUCCAACCGACGAUAUACAAAAUAUUUUUAUUUACACCUAACAAAAAAUGUAUCUUGGUAUUAUAUUUGUGAUGAAUAGAAAAAUGAUUACGCGUAAAAUUACAUUAAAAAAAGUCGCCAUGGCCCGCGUAUAAUAGAUGGAAUCCUAAGACCGUAGUUGAUAUAUCACGUAGUCCCAGUUUACUAAAAUUUUAUUAUUUCAUCUCAGUCUUGCAACGGCUAAACUAUAUGUGCGAAAGGGACAAAACUAAUACGAAACGAUAAACAAUGAACUGCUUGAAUAUACCCGAAGAUCUUGCCUGCGCGAUUCAGAAACGCGUAAUGACUAAAGCGCCAUCUAUUGGCACGGGCCGGCGACUUACGAUACAGGUUCGUGCCGUAAUAUUUUAUUUAUUUAUUUAUAAAUCAUAUGUUCUCAUAGUGUCUCUUAUUAUACGUUAUAGAGCUAUCAUUUGUUUUGUUUUGUUUUCUUAAAAUGUAUUAAAAUUAAUACAGGUUUUAUGAUGGAGCAGUGUCGAAAGGUAUUUUGUAUAUCGUUGGUGUUUUUUUUUUUAUAAAUAAUUGUCACCGACAGACGGAGUAGGCAAAACAUGGGGAACAUUUUUCAUUUUCGACGCACAGAAAGAUUUGAUUCACGAUACGAUGGCGUUCUAGCUUUAAAAUCGAUGCUUUAAUCGGAAUGCCAUUUAAAAUAUUUUUUAUUAGAUAUAAAUAUAUAUAAAGUUAUCAUAUAAUAUAUUAGACUAUUGCAAUAUUAGGCGUCAUUGUUUUUGAAAGAAAAAAAAAAGUAAUAUUACCUAAUAUAAAUAUAAAAGGUACAUUAAACAACAGUAUGUGAGAAGUGAUAGCAUAUUACUAAUAUUCAUAAUAUUCGGUCAUAGACAAUUACCAAAUGGUUAACGUUAGUUAGCAUAGAUUAAUAAAUUGUUGCGUUUUCAACUCCAAGCUCAAUGGCUAAUUUAAUUUUUUAAAUUUUAGUAUUUAAGAAACCCGUUUUUAACUUCAAAGUUCAAAUAAAUAAAUAGAAACAGUACGUAUGAUACACUUGAUUAUAUAAUACAUUAAACUUACGGAAAUAAUAGUUGUAUACAGAUUAAAAUUUAAAAUAUCUGACGUAAAAAUCACGUUCUCGUUCUCGAAAUGAUGAGAAGAAUGAGCCCUUGAACGCCUUCGAAUCUCAAUUCCGAUUCUCUUAGCGAAUGUUAAAUCAACCCUUUGACUGCAACAUUAGUCUAGUGGCUUGAUGUAAGGCCGCAGACCCGGAGGUCCUGGGUUCAAUAAAAAGUUAUUGGGUUUUUCUGUCAGAAAAUUCUCAGUAGCAGCCCGGAGUCUGGAAGUUGGUAGUGUGUACACUCCCGUGCCUCGGAAAGCACGUGAAGCCCGUAUUUAGUCCUGCGCCUGAACUCUUUCCGGUCGUGUCGGAUUGCCGUCCCAUCGGAUUAUGAGAGUUAGGGAAUAGAGAGUGCACUUGUGUCAGCGCACACACUUGUGCACUAUAAUGUAUCCUGCGGAGUUGGCUAAUCUUUCUUGAGUCUGGCCGCCGUAGCCGAAAUCGGUCUGGAGGACAUUAUAAUACCACUCAUCACGAGAUCACCUAAGCUAUCUGCAAGAAAGUCUGUUACUCCUUCCCCGACGUAGACGCUCACUAAGAACGAAGAUAACAGUGCUGCUGUCAGCUAGUAUAUAAUUUAAUCUGUACUGUAAAGAUGCAAUAUGCUAUAGUCUAUGUAUGUGUGUCACUUCUAACGUACUCGUGUUCUAUGUGUAACGCACAGACGCAUCGCGAUAAGCGUUUUAUAUAACAAUAGCUUUUUAUGGAAUUUUGCACAAUUUGAUAUCGUUUGGGAGGUAAAAAUCAGUAUCAAAAUAAUUUGUACGAAUCAAAUAAAUUGUAAGUAAAGUUUUAAAAAAUUAAUUUAUAUAGUGAAACGUUUUAAUACGGUCACUUGUGUAAAGCGAAAACGUAUUAAUAUGGCAUUCAUUUUACAAUAUGGCGGAAUUAAGUAUGAUUACGGAGGAUUCUCAAUGCGGUAGACACUUAAAGCGAAUCUUCUCCGCCAUAUUGUAUUUAUUGUGACGUAACAACAAAAACCGUUUAUAGCUUCGUAGAGAUUAUUUUGAUGGCGUAAUUACAAUAGAUUCUAAAAUAAUAAAUAUGAUAUAAUUCAUUUUUUACAUGUAUUUUUGUACUUUUCACAUUUUUUCUCCCCUUCAAUCAAUCUGCUUGUAAUCUCAUUGAAUAGUUAUAAUUUUUGUU